Procambarus clarkii (red swamp crayfish) is the source of this 906-nucleotide messenger RNA. RefSeq names its product C-type lectin domain family 4 member D. NCBI's taxonomy places the organism in Eukaryota, Metazoa, Arthropoda, Malacostraca, Decapoda, Cambaridae. The record is from RefSeq and is a predicted model, not a curated record.
CCUUCCCGCCAGAGCAUGCGAGGCUAUAUAGGCGCCGGCGGGCGGCCAGCGCGCGCCAGUGUUACCAAUACAAUGAUGAUGAAGACUUUGAUAGUGUUGGCGGCGACAGUCCUCGCUGUGGAUGCCCUUGUCGCUUGCCCAGGAGGAUACGAACCCGUCGGGAAUGGUUGUUACCUCUUCCCAAACUCUAUGUUGACCUGGGAUGAGUCGUUGUCGUACUGCCAGUCUACCAGUCCCGCUGGCGCCACAGCCGGCCUGGCUCACCUCGACGACUGCAGCACUCUGGGAGCCGUCUGGAAUUACAUAGUGGAUAAUAAAGAUCCAGAUGUGGACUACUGGCUGGGUGGACGGAACACUUUCUCAGAUGGCGCUUUCCGUUGGUAUGCAACUGGCGACACUAUCCCCAAGGAGGUCCCAUUCUGGUACCCCGGUCAGCCCGACGGUGGGGUGGCCGAGGCUUGUCUCUCUCUCUCUAAAACGGGCUUCUUAGCUGACGAGGCUUGCGGGUUGCCGCAGAGGCCAGUAUGUCAGCUGCUGUAGACGUUUUGACGGUCUGUCUGUAUAUCUCUGACUUUCCUUAUCAUUCUUCAAGGUGGGCUGCUUCGCUGGCGAGAAUGAUGGCCCCGAGACAGAAGUUGAGCUGUCGCCUAGUCUCGUCGGUGUCUUGUUCUACAUCCACACUUCUGUUUGUAAUGUUUUAUACACUUUUUUAAACUCUCGCCAUCAUAUAUUUCUCUCUCUCUCUCUCUCUCUCUCUCUCUCUCUCUCUCUCUCUCUCUCUCUCUCUCUCUCUCUCUCUCUCUCUCUCUCUCUCUCUCUCUCUCUCUCUCAGUUGGAAGUUAGGUUGAGAAGGGGUGACGGAGGUUGACCUAACCACUGUAUUACAUAAAUAAAUUAUCAACUAUU